Molecule: messenger RNA, 912 nt
Organism: Penicillium diatomitis
Lineage: Eukaryota; Fungi; Ascomycota; Eurotiomycetes; Eurotiales; Aspergillaceae
Product: cardiolipin synthase
Exons: 5
Coding region: 1-912 (303 amino acids)
Biological process (GO): cardiolipin biosynthetic process
Cellular component (GO): membrane; mitochondrion
Molecular function (GO): cardiolipin synthase activity
Source: RefSeq, a predicted model, not a curated record
AUGCUUCUGAUUAAAGCUCCUCAUUUGGCGGUGUCAGCUGGGCGGACCGGCCAAGGUCUACGGCUACUCCAUGUUAGCACGAGGCCCAGUAGUCGGUUAACGCUCAAUCAUAGCUCAUUGCCACGAAAUGCGUCUUUUUGCAGACCAUCACCGGUCUCGGUAGUUUAUCCGCCUACAGAGUUCUUUUCAUUUCGGAGCCCAAGUCUUCGUCGUUGUAGGGCCCUAGGCUCAAAGUCAGCGGUUGGGGGACAGACAAGAUGGCUCUCGUCCCAGAAAGAAGACGAGUCCAAGGAUCAUCCAAGAAAAGGACCCCAGACCACCACACAGCGCAUCUUGUCAAAGUUGCCGGUGGUCAAAAGCCAUGAGAACAUCUACACCAUUCCCAAUAUUCUGACAUUCUCUCGACUGGUCGCAGCACCAGUGGUUGGAUAUUUGCUGGUGCAUGACUAUCAUGCAGCUGCUCUCUCCCUCUUCGCUUACGCGGGCAUUACUGAUCUUGUUGAUGGAUGGAUUGCACGCAAGUAUCACCUGCAGACUGUUGUGGGUACUAUCAUCGACCCAAUGGCGGACAAGCUACUCAUGACGAUUGGAGUAGCCUGUCUGGCCACCAUGGCCCGGUACUGGGACUUUUCACUGCCUUCUGCUGAAGUAAAGCCGACCGAGAUCUCAAAGAUCAACACUGCUCUUCAACUCGUUCUCGUGGGUAGUGCCAUUGCUUUGCCAGUGGUUCCAGAAGCAAUCAUCAGCACUUGGCAUCUCAGUGAAGCUAUGACUGGAUUUCAAUACCUGGUCGCUGCAACCACCGUGUGGUCGGGACUCAGCUAUGUCUUCUCGAACAAUGCUGUGAAGAUCUUGACUAAGGAGGAAAUUCAAAAGCGCAUUGCGCAAGCCGAAGCCAAGCGUAAGCACUGA